Molecule: messenger RNA, 1606 nt
Organism: Pogoniulus pusillus (Red-fronted tinkerbird)
Lineage: Eukaryota; Metazoa; Chordata; Aves; Piciformes; Lybiidae
Product: transcription factor HES-5-like
Exons: 3
Coding region: 325-810 (161 amino acids)
Biological process (GO): regulation of neurogenesis; anterior/posterior pattern specification; regulation of transcription by RNA polymerase II
Cellular component (GO): nucleus
Molecular function (GO): DNA-binding transcription factor activity, RNA polymerase II-specific; RNA polymerase II cis-regulatory region sequence-specific DNA binding; protein dimerization activity
Source: RefSeq, a predicted model, not a curated record
CCUCCUGGCAGCGCAGGGCAGCUCUUUCCCAGCUCCCGGGGCGGGUGGGUGCUGCCGGCAGCCGCUCGGGGCGCGCACUCCCCACCUGCUCCCGCGGGCCGCGGGGCUUUGUCCGCCGCCAUUCAGCGCCAGCCGAGCGUGCAGGGGAGGCUGCGGCUGCCUUUGUGCCGCCACCUUCCCCGAUUGGCUCCGGAGUGUGGGAAACACCAGCGAGCCGCAGACCCACAGCCUGGCAGUCGGCUCCGGCGCUAUAAAUAGCGGGCGGAGGCAGCUGCGGGCAGCGCUUCUGCCGGCCGUGCCCUGCCAGCCUCCCCCUCGGCACCGAUGGCUCCCGGCGCUGCGCUCAUGGAGCCUGAGAACCUGCUGACGCCCAAGGAGAAAAACAAACUGAGGAAGCCGGUGGUGGAGAAGAUGCGCCGCGACCGGAUUAACAGCAGCAUCGAGCAGCUGAAGCUGCUCCUGGAGAAGGAGUUCCAGAGGCACCAGCCCAACUCCAAGCUGGAGAAGGCAGACAUCCUGGAGAUGACUGUCAGCUACCUGAAGCAGCAGAGCCAGCUGCAGAUAAAGACUGCAGCAUCAUUCCACAAAAGCUCUCAGUUUGACUUCAGAGAGGGCUACUCUAGGUGCCUGCAAGAAGCUUUCCACUUCCUUUCUCUUCACAAAGUCCGAACUGAAACACAGACCAAACUUUUAAGCCACUUCCAGAAGAGCCAGUCAGCUGCCACGGAGCUCCCCUUCUCUCCUGGGAACCCCAGCACCCUGAAGCAAGCCUCUCCAAAGGACACCAGUGCUCUCUGGAGGCCCUGGUAGCCAGGGGAGUCCUCACUUGAUGGACCAGUCCAGAGGAAGGAUCUGACUGCAUCUGCCAGCCCAGCUCCCAUCCUCUUUUCUGUAGGGAAUUUGAUCUCCCGGGGUGUUUUAUUUAUGUGUGAAAAGAAUGGCUAACUUUUGACUCUGGUGGGAUCCCGGGGCAAAAGUUGAGGCAUUCUGUGGGUGGUGAAGCUGUGGGGACACUGCUGCCUUGUGGAGGGUGUCUUGAGUACCUGUCACAGCUGUGACAGGUGAGGAUUGCUGUAGGAGAGGUUUCUCUCUCGUUGCUUGUAAAAGCCAUCAGCUUUGCUCUGGUUUGGCAGCACUUGUUGCUCAGUCACUGGAGGAUAAAUUUACUCCUCUUUGGUUAGAAUCAGUUUCCCUCUGUUUGCUUCAUAGGUGGGGUUUGAUUUGGUCUGAGUGGGGUUUUUUUUCCCCCCCAUAACCCUUUCAUAGUCCUAAUGUGAUGGAGGCAGAGGAGCUGGGAAACUAUGUGGAACAUUUCUACUCUUUUGCUGCUUUUUUUCCUUGAGAAAAAGGUUCUGUUAGUGCCUUAUGUUAAAGAGCAGGAGGAGGGGGAAGGCUGGAUUUGUCAAUGUUAUACAUUUUGAGGGUAAGCUAUGCUUUUUCUAGCAUGUUCAUUAUAAUAAUGAUAUUUAUUAUUGUCUGCAUUGAGUGGUUUUAAUUCAUGCUGGAUAAUGUUUUUCCCAGUGCUGGGACUGCCCCCUGGCUGCUGUGCAUACUGUGUAUGCAUCUCUGUUGUGUGUAGAGAGCAAUAAAAUGCAUUUCUGUGCAA